Parathielavia appendiculata is the source of this 1233-nucleotide messenger RNA. Its product is annotated as Queuine tRNA-ribosyltransferase. The coding region runs from base 1 to 1233 and encodes 410 amino acids. The record is from RefSeq and is a predicted model, not a curated record. The transcript is spliced from 3 exons. Gene Ontology annotation, cellular component: cytosol. Lineage: Eukaryota; Fungi; Ascomycota; Sordariomycetes; Sordariales; Chaetomiaceae. Gene Ontology annotation, molecular function: tRNA-guanosine(34) queuine transglycosylase activity.
AUGGCUUCCAACAGAACUUUUACUUCGCCGGCGCUCACGUUCGAGCUGGUUGCGCGGUGCCCGGUCACUCGCGCGCGCGCCUCGAUUCUGACCCUGCCCCACGGCGCAGUCAACCUUCCUAUCUUUAUGCCCGUGGCUACGCAGGCGUCACUCAAAGGCCUCACACCAGAGCAGCUCGAAGCCACAGGAUGCCGCCUCUGUCUCAACAACACCUAUCACCUCGGCCUCAAGCCCGGCCAGGAGGUCCUUGACGCGGUCGGUGGCGCGCACAAACUCCAAGGAUGGAACCACAAUAUUCUCACAGAUAGCGGCGGGUUCCAGAUGGUCUCCCUCCUGAAACUAGCCAACAUCACCGAAGAAGGCGUGCGCUUCCUGUCGCCGCAUGACGGCAGCCCGAUGCUGCUGACCCCGGAGCACUCGAUGAGCCUGCAAAACUCGAUCGGCUCCGACAUCAUGAUGCAGCUCGAUGACGUGCUUGUCACGACUUCGCCAGACAAGGCGCGCAUGCGCGAGGCUAUGGAGCGCAGCGUACGCUGGUUGGAUCGGUGCAUUGCCGCUCACAAGAACCCAGAUACACAGAAUCUGUUUUGCAUUAUCCAGGGCGGGCUGGAUCUGGAUAUGCGCCGCGAGUGCUGCCGCGAAAUGCUGGCGAGGAAUACGCCAGGGAUUGCCAUUGGGGGGCUGAGCGGUGGUGAGGCAAAAGAUGACUUCUGCAAGGUCGUUGCUGCCUGCACAGAGCUUCUGCCGGACCUGAAACCCAGAUAUGUCAUGGGCAUCGGAUAUCCCGAGGAUUUGGUUGUCAGCGUCGCCCUGGGGGCCGACAUGUUUGACUGCGUCUGGCCCACGCGGACGGCGCGGUUCGGCAAUGCCAUCACUAAGCAUGGCAUGCUCAACAUGAAGAGGGAAAUGUAUGCGGCCGACUUUGGACCCAUCGAGGAAGGCUGCGGGUGCCCCUGCUGCAGACCUACCGAGGAAGAAGGGGCUAUGGGGAUCACGAGGGCGUUUGUCCACCACAAUGCGGCCAAGGAGACUGUGGCGGCACAUCUGCUGACAUUGCACAACGUAUGGUACCAGUUGGAUUUGAUGCGCCAGGCGCGGCAAGCCAUCAUUGAGGACAGAUUCCCGGCGUUUGUGAAGGGCUUCUUUGGGAAUCUAUACCCGGAUAGAAAUAGCUACCCGACAUGGGCUGUGGACGCCUUAAGGGGCGUUGGUAUUGACUUGAUACAAACUUAG